This is a messenger RNA of Syngnathus acus (greater pipefish), 3116 nucleotides long. RefSeq names its product protocadherin alpha-3-like. Lineage: Eukaryota; Metazoa; Chordata; Actinopteri; Syngnathiformes; Syngnathidae. Gene Ontology annotation, biological process: homophilic cell-cell adhesion. The transcript has a single exon. The record is from RefSeq and is a predicted model, not a curated record. The coding region runs from base 582 to 2948 and encodes 788 amino acids. Gene Ontology annotation, molecular function: calcium ion binding. Gene Ontology annotation, cellular component: plasma membrane.
UAUUAUAAACAAUGUAGACAUGAGCUUGUUUAUAAUUGUUUUCUGGAUGCCCAAAAGUAUUGCUCUAUUCAAAGAAGGGAUUAAACAGAAAAUGGGGAUUUGACCAUGCUGCUCUCCAUGGUGCUGAAAUUUCAACUUGCUUCUUUCGCAAAACCAAAGGGAACAGUGUCAUUCAUUUUGUGACAAUUUUACACUUCACGAGUAUAAAUGAAAAGAAUGUUGUUGCUUUAGUAGCAAAUCAGAGCCAUCCCGUAAAUAGCUUCAAUACGUUUCACUUGGCCAUUGCUUCUUGCUAUUUUUUUCUGAAUUUUCAGUCGCUUGAUGAAUGAAGUCACAUGAUACAGGGCAUGAUCAUUUAUUAUGCGAAUACUUAUAAUGUCCUGUAGAUGUCGCUUUGACACCAAUAACGCCAUGAGAUACCAGGCCGUCCUGCUGGCAUUGUCUGGAAUCGGAAGAGAGCAUUCAUUUGUUCCGGCAUUCUGAGCAGUGCGGUUUGGUUCCGUAAUCAUAAAGCACACAGCGGUGGGGCUGUGCGAUUUUGUUGUUGUCUUGUAUUUAGCUUUCAUCGUUCUAGAACAACAAUGAAAGAAAAACGAGGAUGUAAAACGAGGAGCUUUAUAUUUUUAUUUUUUCUACAUUCCACUCUGCUGCUGUUUUUCGGGGAGCGGGCUUUGGCAGAGCUACGCUACUCCAUUCCAGAGGAAAUGGCGACUGGAACUGUUGUGGGCAAUGUUGCAAAAGAUCUUGGAUUGGACAGAAGCUCACUGAGUGACAGGCGUUUCAGGGUGGUGUCAGGAGCCACGGACGCAUAUUUUGAGGUAAACGCCGACAAUGGUGACCUGCAGGUCCGACGCAAAAUUGACCGGGAGGAGCUUUGUCAAGGGAGCGGCGCCUGCUCAAUUGAACUCAAGGUCCUGGUUGAGAAUCCUCUCGAGGUGCAUUAUGUAGUGGUAGAAAUAACCGAUGUAAACGACCACAGUCCUAUUUUUUCUCAAAAGAAACAGCUUUUUGAAAUAGCUGAACAUUCGUCUCCAGGAACACGAUUCCAGCUGCAUGCAGCCCGAGAUCCAGAUGCUGGAAUUAAUUCUGUGCGCACAUACACGCUGACGUCUAAUGAACAUUUUGAACUGGACAUUGUUCAGAGUGAUGAUGAAAAAAUACCGUUUUUGGUCCUGAAACGGUCAUUAGACAGAGAACAGAAAAAUAAACACUUCCUAUUUGUUACUGCAGUGGAUGGGGGCAAACCUACAAAGUCAGGCACGCUCAAUGUUUCCAUUAUUGUGCUUGAUAUUAAUGAUAAUCGACCCAUGUUUAGUCAAGACACGUACAAUGUUGAAAUAUAUGAAAACGUGCCAAGUGGUACAAUUGUUGCACGAGUCAAUGCAACAGAUCCAGAUGAAGGUACAAACGGUGAAAUAGAAUACAGCCUCAGCAAGACUUUGGCAAGCAAAGUGUCUGAUAUUUUUGAAAUGGAUCGUUUGAGUGGCCAAAUUAAGUUGAAAGGCCCUGUGAACUACGAGGAAUCAGAGAUUUAUAAAAUAGAAAUUGAGGCCUCUGACAAAGGAACACCUCCACUGACAAGCAGGUGUCGUGUGGUUGUAAAAAUAAAAGAUGUCAAUGAUAAUCCCCCGAUAAUAGAAGUGACAUCAUUCUCAAAUAAAGUGUCAGAGGAUUCAAAGCCUGGUACAGUUAUUUCCCUCAUUAGCGUUAUGGAUAAAGAUUCUGGUGUGAAUGGCAAAAUCAUUUUGCACAUCACCAACAAUGUGCCGUUUGAAUUGAAACCUUCCUAUAAGGAGAACACCUAUUCAGUUGUCACAAAGGGAUUGUUGGAUCGUGAGGAGGUUUCUCAUUAUGAAAUAACAAUUAAAGCUACAGAUUGUGGAGAUCCCCCUCUUUCUAGUUUUAGAACAUUUGACAUAGAGUUAUCUGAUGUGAAUGACAACAGUCCACGUUUUGAACAAAGCCUGUUAAAUUUUUACCUGAUAGAAAACAACAUUGCCGGAGCAUCAGUAUUCUCCUUAAAGGCAACUGAUAAUGAUGUAGAUGAAAAUGCAGUUAUUCAAUAUAAAAUAGCUCGAGCCGAGAAGGAUAAGCCAGUAUCAUCCUUUAUGAAUAUAAAUUCUGAAAAUGGAGACGUUACAGCUUUGAAAAGUUUUGACUUUGAGACACUGAAAAGUUUCCAGUUCCAAGUGGUGGCCACCGAUGGUGGGAGUCCUCCCUUGAGCAGCAACGUGACAGUCAAGGUGUUCAUUCUGGAUCAGAACGACAACGCUCCAGUCAUCCUGUAUCCGGUCAGCUCCAACGGUUCUGCCCAAGGGAUGGAGGAGAUUCCCCGCAACAUCAAAGCGGGAGAUUUGGUGACCAAAGUCCGAGCCUACGAUGCCGACAUCGGCUAUAACGGCUGGUUGCUCUUUUCGCUGCAGCGAGUCAGCGACCACAGUCUGUUUUCUUUGGACCGCUACACGGGCCAGAUCAGAACACUUCGCUCCUUGACGGAGACGGACGAGGCCGAGCAUCGCCUGCUGGUCCUGGUCAAAGACAACGGCAACGUGUCGCUCUCGGCGACAGCUACCGUGACUGUCAAACUUGUGGAGCCCAAAGAGGCUUUUGCCGCUUCCGACGUGAAAAGUGCGGCCACGAUGGACGAGGAGGACAAUGUGACUUUUUACCUGAUGAUCACUUUGGGCUCAGUGUCGCUCCUUUUUAUCAUCAGCAUCGUGGUGCUGAUCGCCAUGCAGUGCUCCAAGUCCACCGAGUACACUUCCAAAUAUCUGCAAGAAACCAAUUAUGAUGGCACACUGUGUCACAGCAUCCAGUACAGAUCGGGAGACAAACGCUACAUGUUAGUUGGACCUCGAAUGAGUAUCGGCUCCACCAUAGUACCAGGGAGCCACGCCAACACGCUGGUGCUCCCUGACAGGAGACACACUUCUGGCGAGGUAAGAUAGAUAUAAUUUUUUACCUGCUGAUUGUUUACAAUAAGCGAUGCCAUUCUUCAGAGUAUUUUAAAAAUGCUGAAUACCAAGUGACCAUGGUAAGACUUACAUAUUGUUCUAAAAAGGACUUUGCAUAUUGGACUUACAUGUUGUUUCAGUUUGCUGCUCUUCAUUCAUUCG